AUGAGGGUCUCGUCGGCAUUUAUGGACCUCCCCGCCCCCGAUAUCAACCCCGGGUGCCCCCAGAACGUCCAUGAGGGCAACAUAUUUGACCAUGAGGGUGUCUCCGAGGCGAUCCAACCAUUACCAUACCACCCGGAGCUUAUAGCUGACAAUAUACCCUGGGCAACAUGGGGAUCACCAGCACCGCUUCAGGAAGAGGCAGUUUGGACAACAGCUGGGGCAAUGGAAACGGGUCAGCAAAAUGCCAGCGCUGCCGUAGCUUCAAAUCGGACUCGAUCUAGCCGUCGUAUUACUCAGACAGCUGCUCGAGAAGCUGAGCCUGUGACAACAAAGGGGCCAACUGUCAAAGCGGCAGCAAAAAAGCGGAAGCGUCUGAACCGUCAGGUGAAUAUAGUCUGCACCGGCUGUUACCGAGGACACAGCCCCUCGAACAAUUUGAUUGUUCUAUGUGACUCGUGUGAUGCUCCGUGGCAUCAGAGAUGCCACAAUCCGAAUAUUGGUAAUGAGGUCAUCGAAAUCCCGGAGAUGAAUUGGUUUUGCAUCAAGUGUAAACCUGAACAACGUCAGACAGGCCAGAGGAAAUUUCGAAAGAAUGCAACGAGAGCGAAAAAGGUCGGACGCCCGAAGAAGCCAGUGUUUGGAUCUCAAAUUGGUGGAAAUUAUUAUACGGAAGAAGAACGACGAGCGUAUCUGUCCUCUCUUUCGCAUGAUUCGCUAGUCCAGCUUGUAGUGAAAGUCUCAAACGAGUGGCCGUCGGUUCCUAUGUUUCCCCCGGACAUGCAACCCGUGACUGGUUUCACUCCGUCACCUUCUGCGAUACCACACAAUCAUCAAGCGCCCAAACCUACACCGAAGAACAACGCUCGUUCUGCAUUACUUGAUUGGGAACAUCUAGAACCCAUGUCUCAGAACGCUAACGCCAUGGAUUCAAAACAACGAAUCAGCGAGACUGCUGAUGCUGCCCUGGAUGCCGAUAAAACCUUUGCUGCAAUGGUCUCCGAUUCUGUCCCCGAACCUGCUCCUCCAGCGGCUCUUGGUGGCAUCCCUACGGGCCAGAUUUUCGCCGGAAAAGCUCACACGCAUGCUUGCACAACUGCUCCCCAGGCUUAUACCACAACAACUUCGCAGACCCCUUCAAGGGCGACGCGCAGAUUUACAUCUCAAGCUGCUCCUGCAGCUAGACGUGCUCGCAAGGCCUCUUUCGUUUCCUCGAACUCUGACCUGCUCACCGACGACGAGUCAUCAUACUCCCAAUCCCGACAACAAUCCCCCACUCUGUCUGCGUCUCAGUCUUCACACGUCGCAUCCCAGCAUGAAUCAGAUUAUGACCCUGAAGAUUACCGCGCUUACCCCGAAGCUGGUCAGGGCUUCCAGGUGCCGUUAACCCCAAGCGAUCUCGACAUCAUGGCUGAGGAUAAGGAUUGCCUUACCUUCAGUCAUUCUAUCCGACUCCCAGCUAAAGAGGCUCAGAAUAAGAAGCCUUAUUCGCCUUUGGGUCAGCGCAAGCAGUGGUGA
Penicillium mononematosum is the source of this 1515-nucleotide messenger RNA. RefSeq names its product phf1/phf2 family PHD finger domain-containing protein. The record is from RefSeq and is a predicted model, not a curated record. The transcript has a single exon. Lineage: Eukaryota; Fungi; Ascomycota; Eurotiomycetes; Eurotiales; Aspergillaceae. Bases 1 to 1515 code for a protein of 504 amino acids.